AGCAGUACAUUUUUGCGAGCUACCAUUUCUUCAAGCAAGCUUAUAAUCAGAUUUGACCGGAGAUAGAUUCCGGCUAUAUUAAUUUAUUUGCAUUCCGGUCAGACCAAGAGAAAGAUGAAUGCCGUGGGAAGGCAGAGGUCCGCCGCGGCGACGGCUCAUCAUCAGCGGCAGUACUCCGACAAUUUUUUAGAGACCUCAUCGAAUGAUAGAUGGCUUCAAUCAGCGGGUCUUCAACACCUUCAAACUUCAAGCAACUCUAUUUCUCAAUCACAGGGCUCGAGAGUGUCUAGAGGUUCUCAGAGGAGUGGAGGAAGUGAUCUUUUUCCGGAGCCAUUGACUCCGCCGUCUGAUCCUCGGCCUGCCAGCCAGCGGAAGAAUGUGGAUGAACCUAGUGAGUUCAGUCCUGGACUCUUAGAUCUGUAUUCAGUGGAUACUGAGCUUCUUCCCGAGAUACCAGUUGCUGACCACAAUGGUGGUCCUUCUGUUCGUCAUUUUGCUCAAGGGAAAAGCCUUGAUGACUUGGAGUCAUAUUUUACAAAUAAUAGGCAAACUGGUAGAGUUCGUGGCUUGGCAGAUGUUAAUGUAACAAAGAGCUUUGCUGCUGAGAAAGAAAAGGCUAGCAGUGGUGCGAAGAUCAAAGUAGUGGUGCGUAAGCGGCCAUUGAACAAAAAGGAAUUGGCAAAGAAUGACGAAGACAUCAUUGAAACACGUAACCACGCAUUAGUAGUUCAUGAGACAAAACUUAAGGUUGACCUGACACAAUAUGUUGAGAAUCACGAGUUUGUCUUCGAUGCAGUGUUAAAUGAGGAGGUUUCAAAUGAUGAGGUAUACCGUGAAACUGUUGAACCAAUAGUUCCUAUAAUUUUCCAACGCACAAAAGCCACUUGUUUUGCAUAUGGGCAAACAGGAAGCGGGAAGACAUUUACAAUGAAACCACUGCCAUUGAGGGCAUCAAGAGACAUUUUGAAUCUCAUGCACUAUACAUACCGGAAUCAGGGUUUCCAAUUGUUUGUCAGCUUCUUUGAGAUAUACGGAGGGAAACUCUUUGACCUUCUUAAUGAUCGGAAAAAACUUUGCAUGAGGGAGGAUGGUAAACAGCAAGUAUGUAUAGUGGGACUACAAGAGUACAGAGUUUCUGAUGUGGAGAUGAUUAAGGAGCUGAUUGACAGAGGCAGUGCAACUAGAAGUACAGGCACCACUGGUGCCAAUGAAGAAUCAUCUAGGUCACAUGCUAUACUUCAGCUUUCUAUAAAGAAGUCAGCCGAUGCAAAUGAAUCCAAACCAGCCCGACUUGUUGGUAAGCUCUCUUUUAUAGACCUUGCUGGAAGUGAACGUGGCGCUGACACUACUGAUAAUGACAAACAGACCAGAAUCGAAGGAGCAGAGAUCAACAAAAGCUUGCUAGCAUUGAAGGAAUGCAUCAGAGCGCUUGACAAUGAUCAAGGCCAUAUACCCUUUAGAGGCAGUAAGCUAACUGAAGUCCUAAGGGACUCAUUUGUUGGAAACAGUCGAACUGUAAUGAUAUCCUGCAUUUCCCCAAACUCUGGAUCAUGUGAACAUACUCUCAACACAUUGCGAUAUGCAGACAGAGUGAAGAGUCUUUCGAAAGGGAACAACUCCAAGAAAGAUGUGCCAUCUUCAACUAUGAAUUUGAGGGAAUCAACCGUGCUACCUUCUGCAUCAACAUAUGAAGAUAAUAUGGGCAAUUCAUGGUCAGAACAAACAGAGAAAGAUGAGUACCAGGAGGACUUCUAUGAGCAAGUCAAGCAAAUAUCAUCGAGAAAAAAUUUAAAAGUUGAGACACCCAAUGUUUCUAAUCCAGAAGAGAAAAAAAGGAGGGACCAUGACCAAACAAACAAGUGGAAGGAGCCACUUAGAACAGAACCUAAGGUUUGGAAUGAGAAUGAUGAUUUAAAUUCACUUUUAAAGGAAGAGGAAGAUCUCGUCAAUGCUCAUAGGAGACAAGUAGAAGAAACUAUGGACAUCGUAAGACAGGAGAUGAAUCUUUUAGUGGAAGCAGAUCGACCAGGAAACAAGUUAGAUGAUUACAUAAGUGGGUUGAACUCGAUCCUCUCUCAGAAGGCUGCUGCAAUCUUGCAGAUGCAGAACCGUUUAGCUCAAUUUCAAAGACACCUGCAGGAGCAUAAUGUUUUGGCAUCCUCAGACCAUCACUAGAAGUAGAUAACUGGGAUGAUGACACUUUAGUUGGUAAUCCAGCCAGGAGAUGUGGUCUUAUUCUGAAAAGGGCUGCUGUUUUUUACUUUUAGCCCCGCAGUUGGGUUAUUUGUGUGUGAGGUCAUAGGCUCAAAUCUCUCAUUAAGCCCCCCAACACCCAGAAGUGGCUUGGGCCCAGAACCAACCUUUGCUCCAUUUGUGUGUAUUAUAUGACAACAAAUAUUGCAUAGUUGCAAACCUUAUUGGCCAUUUUUAAAGAAAGAUUAAUGUGCUAUUCACUACGA
Molecule: messenger RNA, 2459 nt
Organism: Cuscuta epithymum
Lineage: Eukaryota; Viridiplantae; Streptophyta; Magnoliopsida; Solanales; Convolvulaceae
Source: the annotation of a GenBank genome assembly